Molecule: messenger RNA, 2669 nt
Organism: Rhinichthys klamathensis goyatoka
Lineage: Eukaryota; Metazoa; Chordata; Actinopteri; Cypriniformes; Leuciscidae
Gene: aacs
Product: acetoacetyl-CoA synthetase
Exons: 18
Coding region: 115-2136 (673 amino acids)
Biological process (GO): positive regulation of insulin secretion; lipid metabolic process
Cellular component (GO): cytosol
Molecular function (GO): acetoacetate-CoA ligase activity
Source: RefSeq, a predicted model, not a curated record
UGUGUCUGACCUGCACCAAUACACGAUCACCGGAUCGCCUCGUCCAACUCCCGUAGUGCAUUUCUUUCAGUCUUUAUAGGUUAUUCACGACAUACCGGCGCGUGUCAUCCGAUCAUGUCUAAAGACACGGAGGCCAACAGCGAGGAGAUUAUGGAGUCAAAGGUGCUCUGGUACCCGGACUCUAAACGGAACACACAGAUGGACCGAUUCCGGACUCUAGUGAACCGGGACUUCGGGUUGAAUCUGGCUAACUAUAAUGACCUGUAUCAGUGGUCCGUGGACAGUUAUCCGGAGUUCUGGGCGCAGGUUUGGACAUUCUGUGGCAUCGCCUGCUCCAAGAUGUAUGAGGAGGUGGUUGAUGUUUCUAAAAGGAUAUCAGAUGCACCUGAGUGGUUUAAAGGCAGCAGACUGAAUUAUGCAGAGAACCUUCUCAAACACAAAGACCAGGACAAAGUGGCUCUCUAUGCUGCAACUGAGGCGAAUGAGGAGAUCGUCAAGGUGACUUUCGGAGAGCUGAGGCGUGAUGUCGCCCUCUUCGCUGCCGCCAUGAGGAAGAUGGGCAUCAAAACUGGAGACAGGGUCGUAGGAUAUCUGCCCAAUGGGAUUCAUGCUGUUGAGGCCAUGCUCGCUGCAGCCAGUAUAGGUGCCAUCUGGAGUUCAACCUCUCCAGAUUUUGGUGUCAAUGGAGUACUGGACAGAAUUUCUCAGAUCCAGCCCAAGUUGAUAUUCUCAGUAGCAGCUGUUGUGUAUAACGGCAAGCAGCACGACCAUAUGGAGAAACUCCAGAACGUUGUUAAAGGUCUCCCUGACCUGAAGAAGGUUGUGGUCAUUCCAUACGUUCGCUCUCGACAAGAAACCGACCUCUCCAAGAUUCCCAACAGUGUGUUCCUGGAGGACUUCUUGGCCACGGGGAAAGAAGGGGAUCAGGACCCUCAGCUGGAGUUUGAGCAGCUUCCCUUCUCUCAUCCUCUCUUCAUCAUGUACUCCUCUGGCACCACAGGAGCUCCCAAGUGCAUGGUGCACUCUGCUGGGGGCACUCUCAUCCAACAUCUUAAAGAACACAUUCUCCAUGGCAACAUGACCUACAAUGAUGUCAUCAUAUAUUACACUACGGCGGGCUGGAUGAUGUGGAACUGGCUUAUGUCCUCUUUAGCCGUUGGGGCUUCUGUGGUCCUGUACGACGGCUCUCCUCUUAUUCCCAGUGCCAAUGUGCUCUGGGACCUCGUAGACCGUUUGGGAAUCACGAUUUUUGGGACUGGAGCAAAAUGGCUGUCUGUUUUGGAGGAGAGAAAUCUGAAACCAGCAAACACACACAACCUGCAGACACUUCACACACUCCUGUCUACAGGAUCUCCACUGAAGCCCCAGAGCUACGAGUAUGUGUACAGCUGUAUUAAGAACAAUGUGCUGCUGGGAUCCAUAUCAGGUGGCACAGACAUCAUUUCAUGCUUCAUGGGCCAGAACAUGACGGUGCCCGUUUACAGAGGAGAAAUUCAGGCCCGAAAUCUGGGCAUGGCUGUGGAGUCCUGGAGCUGUGAAGGUAAGCCAGUUUGGGGAGAGAGUGGCGAACUGGUGUGUUUGAAGCCCAUCCCGUGCCAGCCCACUCAUUUCUGGAAUGACGAGAAUGGCAGCAAAUACCACAAAGCCUAUUUUUCCACCUUCCCAGGAUUCUGGGCCCAUGGCGAUUACUGUAAGAUAAAUCCAAAAACGGGAGGAGUCGUCAUGCUGGGGAGAAGUGAUGGAACUUUAAAUCCUAAUGGUGUUCGGUUUGGGAGCUCCGAAAUUUAUAACAUUGUGGAAGCCUUCGAGGAAGUGUCCGACAGUCUUUGUGUCCCUCAGUACAACAGUGACGGAGAAGAGAGGGUGAUUCUGUUCUUAAAGAUGGGACCCAAUAAGACCUUCAGUCAAGAGCUGGUGGGGAAGAUCCGCAGGGCUAUCAGAGUAGCUCUCUCUGCCCGACAUGUCCCAGCAUUGAUCCUGGAAACCAAAGACAUCCCGUACACUAUUAGCGGAAAGAAGGUUGAAGUUGCAGUAAAGCAGGUGGUCGCGGGUAAGGACGUCACACAGCGAGGGGCCUUCUCAAACCCAGACUCUUUGGACCUCUACAAGAACCUGCCUGAACUCCAAAACUUCUGAACAACAACUCCUGAAGGUCCAGUGCUUCUGUCUUUGAAGGGUUCGGAUUCUCUGGACACUGUUGGAAAGUCUGAAGGAAUUUAUAGAGCUUUCAAACAUCGAAGCUUUUCUGCACGUUGUGGCUCCUACUCAAACUCAGCUACCCACUGGUCCCGAUGGAGUGAGUCCAUACACACCAUACUUCCUCAAAAGUGUAACUGGGUUCCUCUUGGGUAGAAAGUUGAGAGUGCCAUUUUAUGAAAUUCCAACUUGGAUCUUAAAGGGACAUUUUAUCUGCUUCUGUCAUUGCGUCCACCAAGCGUUAUUCCCAAGAGAUGUACCAAACUCACAAACAAUUCCCAAAUCUGAUAUCUUAAUAUACCCGAUAUGUCGGUCCCAUAUUUUACCUCUCGUAUUUUGAUACAAUGUCACUUUAACCUUAAUGAAGGUGUGGGGAAAUCUGACCAUGUAUGUUUUGAGGCUUUAAAAUGACACUGUUUAUGCUCAUAUAUCUAUAUGAGUCAUAUACAAUGAUAUGUUACUGAAUGUUAUGG